GGGGCGCGCGCAGCAUGGCGGAAGCGGAAGGGAGUUCGCCGCUUCUGUUGCCGCCGCCGCCACCCCCGCCCGGGAUGGCGGAAGUGGAGGUGCCGACGGCGGCCGAGACGGACAAGAAGCCUUUCAGCGGCUCGGGCGGCAGCACCAUGGACGUGGACCGGAGCCGUUUUCCCUACUGCGUGGUGUGGACGCCCAUCCCGGUGCUCACGUGGUUUUUCCCCAUCAUCGGCCACAUGGGCAUCUGCACAUCCACGGGAGUCAUUCGGGACUUUGCCGGCCCCUACUUUGUCUCGGAAGACAACAUGGCCUUCGGGAAGCCUGCCAAGUACUGGAAGCUGGACCCUGCUCAGGUGUACGCUAGCGGGCCCAAUGCGUGGGACACAGCCGUGCACGACGCCUCCGAGGAGUACAAGCACCGCAUGCACAGUCUCUGCUGUGACAACUGCCACUCACAUGUGGCGUUGGCCUUGAACCUGAUGCGCUAUAACAACAGCACCAACUGGAACAUGGUGACACUCUGCUUCUUCUGCCUGCUGUACGGGAAGUACGUCAGCGUGGGGGCCUUCGUGAAGACCUGGCUGCCGUUCGUCCUCCUCCUGGGCAUCAUCCUAACUGUCAGCCUCGUCUUCAAUCUUCGGUGAUGGCUGCCGCCUGGCCCUGAGUCCACCAGGUUCCUGAGGAGGCAGUCGCCACCCCUUUUGGUUCCAGAUUUUUUCUUCUCACCCCAAAAGGCAGGGAUGGGUUUGCUUGUUUUGACCCAGUGGUCUGGGCCAGAUGGACUGAACAAUGGCUGAAGAUGAACAUGGGGCGGGGGAUGUUUGCUUGUUGUAUCUCACUGGUCACUGAGAAGCUCCCUGUCCCCUCCUUCCCAGACUUGUGACCCCCGCCCUUGAGGUACCCCCUUUGGUCACCUGUUGGAAAGGCCUUAGCUUGCCUCUGUAGAGCUACUCCUGCCACUGCCCAUUGGGCUCCCUCUGCCUCAGCCCAGUGCCCGGUGGGGAAGCACGUUUGGACCACCGGACAAGGCCACACAGGGGCCAGAGCUGGAUUUGGAGCGCAGCCGCCUGCCAGGGCUCUGGUCCCAGGGUGGGUGGAGUACACUGAGAAGUUUCCAUAAGCUAAGCUGCCCUGGGACCUUCACCACUAGUCUCUAGAAUGGUCUAAUAGGACUGGGUGGGCCCCCAGUCAGAUGUCUACCAGAAGCUGCACUAGGGGCAGUUCGUGCCCCAUCUCCUGGUGUCCUCCAGCCCCUGCAGACCCUGCUUCCUCUUCUCCCUGGGCUUCCCAGCACGUGAGUCCAUCUCCCCCUGCAGUUGGGGGUCGGGGCUCCCCCAGCCAGCCCAGGGAGAUGAGUGAUGCUGACAUGCCCUGAGUGACCCUCUGUAGACCAGAGCAAUGUAAACGGAGCUUGGCUUCAGCCCCAGGCAUGGGCCUUGCACAGGCGCACUGGUGAUGGCCCCAUGGGUCCGAGAUGCUGGGGGCCAGCCAUCAGGGCAGCCAGUGCCGUCAGGGAGCUGGAGGGGAGCUGUUUCCUCCCACCUGCCACAGUUCCCCUUAACUUCAAGUUGUGGGAAGGGCAUGUGUUGCCCCUCACCCCUGCUCCACGGAUUCCUUGCGCGGGGCUCUCUGGGCAGGGUAAUAAAGAGUUUGACUCCA
Molecule: messenger RNA, 1656 nt
Organism: Neogale vison (American mink)
Lineage: Eukaryota; Metazoa; Chordata; Mammalia; Carnivora; Mustelidae
Gene: TMEM222
Product: transmembrane protein 222
Exons: 6
Coding region: 15-641 (208 amino acids)
Source: RefSeq, a predicted model, not a curated record